Molecule: messenger RNA, 585 nt
Organism: Chenopodium quinoa (quinoa)
Lineage: Eukaryota; Viridiplantae; Streptophyta; Magnoliopsida; Caryophyllales; Amaranthaceae
Exons: 1
Coding region: 1-585 (194 amino acids)
Molecular function (GO): nucleic acid binding; RNA-DNA hybrid ribonuclease activity
Source: RefSeq, a predicted model, not a curated record
AUGGAAGGCGAGAACCCGGAUCCUGCGAAUAUUGUGAGCUACGCAAUUAAGACGUGGAAUGAGGCUAGUGGGGAGUCCGAGAAGACUAAGGAUGGGGGUACGAGCAGCAGCUUGCCCACGGUGUGGUCUCCUCCAGCCAGGGAUUUCUUGAAGGUCAAUGUUGAUGCAGGGUCAGUGCGAGAUAUGGGGUCUGGUCUGGGUGCGAUAAUUAGGGACAGCGAUGGUCAGGUGUGCGCUUGUGCUACCUGGCAGGGCCGUGAGUGUUGGGAGGUGGUCAUUGCUGAAGCAAAAGCGGUGGUCUUCGGUCUUAAGCUUGCUAAUGAGGUGGGUGCUCGAAGGUUGGUGGAGGAAAGUGACUGCUUGACAGUCAUUCAAUCCUUCCGUGAAGCUGCUAAAGGAACUAGUGCCUUUCAUAUGCUAUUAGAUGAUAUUUUAGAGCUUAGUUCUACUUUUGAUGAUGUGAUUUGGUCCUUUGUUAGGCGAGAAGGGAACAAAAUAGCACACGAAUUGGCUCACUUUCAACCGUUUGUGGUGUAUUCCCCGAUCGUAUUGUUGAACUUGCUUCAAUUCCAUUGCUUCUAUUAA